Messenger RNA from Prorocentrum cordatum, 3981 nucleotides. The record is from the annotation of a GenBank genome assembly. NCBI's taxonomy places the organism in Eukaryota, Dinophyceae, Prorocentrales, Prorocentraceae.
AUGGGGAAGACGCCACAGUGUACCCCGGUGCCCGUGUGCAGGCCGUCCAGCCUCGAGCCCACGUUUCCGUGGGCAUGUGCUUACAGCAUGAUCUAUGAGAGGCACGACUCGGGCGUAGCAGGGCGGGCCGUGGGGCGGCUGCCGCAGCUUCUGCUGCUGCUGAGCGACAAGGACUCCGCGCGCGUGGGCGCCGCCCGCGGCCGUGGCCGCGGCCGCGCCCCGUGGUCGUCGGGGGCCGCGCCCGCUCCCGAGCAGCCCGAGCGGCCCGCGCCGUGCCGGGGGCACGGCGCACAGGGGGGCCCCCUCGCGGCCGCGGCCGGGGCGGCUGCUUCCGAGAGGGGGUACCCGGGCGGGGCUAUUUGGGCCACCGCGGCGGUUGCUCAGCCUGAGGCGAAGCCCCUGGUGGGCUCGACCUCCACGUGCGCGCUCGCUUUGGCGCUUCUGCUGCACGACUGCGAGCUCUCCGGCUGGGGCGCGCCCCGCGCGCCCGCUCGGCCCGCGCCGCCGCCGCCGCGGCCGCCGGUCGCCGUUGCCGCCGCCGCCGUCCCCGUCUGGGGCGUCGCGUUUCGCUCGCUCGAACACGGCCGUUUUGCGCCGAGCUGGUCCAGCCAGCUCGAGUCACCUCGCACCAGUCGCGGUGCCGGGCCUGUGCUGACAGGCCUGGCGGGGGCCGCGCCCGCCACCCCUGCGGCGGAAGGCUCUGGCACGGGCAGCUACGGGGUGUUGCUGGAAGUGUCCCCGACCCAGGGCCCCUGGUCGGCCUGCAGCCUGGAGUGCUUCGGCGUCCGCGAGCGCAACCGCUACAUCUCGGUGUUCGCCUCGGGCGCGGGGAAGCCGUGCGCCGGGGACGCGCUCAAGGUCGUCGAGCCCUGCAACCCCGCGGUGGACGACGAGGGGCCCCCGGAGGGCUGCGCGGGCGAGUCCCCGCAGGACGACCUCAUGGUCACCGCUGCGUGCAACACGCAGCCGUGCGACCAGCCGGAGUGCCAGGCCGGCGGCGCCAGCGGGCCGGGCGAGGCGUUCGGCCCGCAUUCGCACGCGCAGCGCGGGGGCCUCGGCACGAGGUCGGUCGGCGAGCAGGACUGCGAGUGGGCGCUGUGGUCGGACUGGACGCGACCCCUGGACUUGGGCUUCGGGGCGACCUCUGCCAUGGUCAUGGUCUCCAUGCAGGCGGAGAGCUCCAAGGAGACGCAAAACUGCACCAGCAGCUGCGAGAGCGUGGGCUACUGCGUCUGGACGGCGUGGUCGGACGCGAGCACCUGCGGCGAAGGCUGCGGCUCCGCGACCACCAUGCGCAACCGCGCCAUGACGCUCAAGAAGAACGAGCCGGAGGAUGGCGAGUUCAUCUUCAAGGUGCUCGACCCCGACAGCGCCAGAUGCCUGGGCACGCAGCUCAACAUCAGCGUCUGCCCCAGCACCCGCAGCUGCGGCGCCCCGUGCGAGCCGGUCCACUGCGAGUUCGGCGACUGGAGCUCGUGGUCGGAGCCCGCCUGCACCGGGCUCUGCGAGCGGCACCGCGUGGUGGCCCGUGCGAACAACGAGUGCGGCAACACGUGCGAUGGCCCGCUGCUAGAGUCGAAGCGCUGCCACAGUGACUGCAACGAGCGCAAGGACUGCUCGCUCGGGGCCUGGGGCGAGUGGACGGAGUGCAACGAGGUGGCCGGGCAGAAGUACCGCACGCGCGAGGUGACGCAGCAGCCGCAGAAUGGUGGGAAGGCUUGCUUGGGCGCCGUGCACGAGACCGCUGGCUGCAACCAGGCGAACCCGAGGGACUGCGAGCUCACCAGCUGGCAGGAGUGGGGCUCGUGCAGCCGCAGCUGCGGCGCGGGCUGGCGCGAGCGCUCCCGCGGCGUGCUGCACCCCGCCGAGAACGGGGGCGAGCAGUGCGGCGGGAGCCUGAAGGAGCUGGGCGUCUGCGAGUCCAACGCGACGGGCUGCGCGGGCGCGCAGAAGGUGGAUUGCCAGCUGGAGGACUGGACCUCCUGGUCCAGCUGCGGGCGCAGCGGUCAGCGCGAGCGCUUCCGCAAGGUCCUCCGCACGGCCGUCGGCGGCGGCGCGUUCUGCGAGGGGCCGCUGCACGAGACGGCGACCUGCGAGCAGCCCGCGGUCGAUUGCAGCAUCUCGGACUGGACCUCGUGGGAGCAGUGCGACCGCACCUGCGGCGGCGGGCAGACCCACAGGGUGCGGCAGAUCCACGAGUUCGCGCAGGGCGGUGGCGUGCCGUGCCCUCCGGAGCUCAUCGAGACGAGGGGGUGCGGCGAGGAGCCGUGCUCGAAGCAGGACUGCGAGGUCAGCGACUGGACCGCGUGGGGCCAGUGCUCCACGUCGUGCGGCCCGGGCGUGCGGAUGCGCAACCGCACGAUCCUGCGCACGAGGUCCGAGGGCGGCGACGGCUGCAUGACGCACCUCGGCGAGGCGGAGGCGUGCCAGGAGUCCUCCGCUUGCGGCCCCGUGGACUGCAAGUGGGCCGACUGGUCCGACUGGGACGCCUGCUCCGACGACUGCGGCGGCGGCCAGCACUCGCGCGUGCGCCUCCUGUCCAGGCCGCCGCAGAACGGAGGACCCCCGCCUGCCGUGCAACGCCUCGGACAAGGAGCAGGUCGGGCCCUGCAACACGCAGUCCUGCUCCGCGGAAUGCGUGGACGGCAAGUUCGGCGACUGGGAGGCGUGGGGCUCGUGCACCGCCACAUGCGACGGAGGCACGGCCGCGCGGCACCGCAGGGUGGCCCGCACGGCGAACGAGUGCGGCCGGGUGGCGGAGGGCAAGGCCUCCGAGGUGAAGUUCUGCAACGUGGGCGUCGCGUGCGAGCAGUCCGAGGACUGCGAGUUCAGCUCCUGGGGGGGCUGGUCGGCCUGCUCCGCGGACUGCAACGGCGUCAUGCACCGGGCCAGGCGUGUCAAGAAGCACGGCCGCGGCAACGGGGCCUGGUGCGUGGGCGCGCUGAAGGAGAUCUGGCCCUGCCACCCAGGCCCGAACGAGACGGCGCCCGAGCACUGCGUUGUAGGCUCGUCGGUGGACUGCGAGCUGGGCCUGUGGGGGUCCUGGGGCGAGUGCAGCGCCACCUGCGGGGGGGGCCAGAAGUCCAGAACCCGCGAGGUUGCAGUCCAGCCGCGCAGCGGCGGGAAGGGCUGCAACGGCUCCCUGGCCGAGGUGGGGCAGUGCGCCAACGUGAGCUGCGGCGGGCCUCCCGUCCAGGACUCGGACUGCCAGCACGCGGACUGGAGCGACUGGGGCGCCUGCGCUUCGUGCAGCGGGCAGAGGAUCCGGUACCGCAAGAUCAGCCAGUACCCCCAGAACGGCGGGCUUCCCUGCGAGCAGACGGACCUCGAGGAUCCGAGGUCGGCCAGUGCCCAGUUGACUGCCACGGGAACGUCACCUACUGCACCUUCAUGAAGUGGGAGGACUGGGGCACCUGCUCCCAGACCUGCGGCGCGGGUGGCAAGCGCUACAGGCGCCGGUACCUCCACCUCUCCGCCAGCAAGGGGGAGAUGCCCGCCCCGGCGGACAGCUUCCAGGAGAAGUACCAGAGCCUCUACGUGCGCACGCGGGCGCUCGAGGACGACCACCUCCGUGAGCUGGUGGCCGCCUUCAUCGGCGGCUGCUGCAGCCUCACGGCCAUGCUCGUCGGGGUGCGCGUGCUCCUUCCCAGGGCCGCCCACGCCGAGGACGAUGCGCUGCCGGAGACUUCGUCCAGGAGCUUGCCCAGGGGGCCCCAGGACAGAGGCCGGCGUGCCCACCGGGCGGCCGCUGCUGUACCACCGCCUGCAGGCCGACAGCGACACCGCGCUGCCGCUGGUCGGGAACGGCUCGCCGCAGCACGGGGAGGCACGCGCUCCCUUCGAGCUGGACUGAGGCUCUGCCCCGGGCGACUCCCUGCGUGGUUCCAGCCAGACAGGCCGGUGGCUAAGCACUUGGCCCGACCUAACACUGGGCUAGGUGUGGCAGAGUGUGUGCGAGGGGCGCUCGUCUGGCUGUUUUGA